GGGCACUUCCUCAUCAUGUAAGAAACAAAAACUAAAAGCAGAAUCAAGAGGUUGGAGACCUAAUCAUUUCGUCAACUCAAUUUGCUGAAUUGAACAGCAUAGGAUUGAGCUGUAGACACCGUACACCACUGAGCAAGUAAUUCAACAAGUAAAGGGCUACAACAAUGGAAAGUCCCCACAACGAACCCUUGCUCUCAAAUGACUCCACAUCAUCUCCUUCAGGCAAUGGUAAUUACACAUCUGAUAUCCACACAUUCAUCAAGAUCAUGAAACUACAAAAUUUAAUCUCAAGGGGUGUUUAUGUCUACAGCGUGUUUGGACUUGUUGGACUCCUAAUGGGGAUCUUCAUCCUAAUUACUUAUAUUAGAAACUUCAGCAAGAAAAGUAAAUUUGAAAAGCUUGACAUCUUUAUAUUCACAGUGACUGUGGCUGAUUUCAUGCUCAUUCUCUUCUCCCUCACUGACAUAGUCAGGCCAAACCCCGUAAUGAUGUCUGCUCUAUGUUGUGCAAUCCUCUCAUUUUCCUUCAACCUCCCGUAUUUCUACACAGAAUACAUUCAUGUUGUAAUUUCCUUCUUCCUGGUAUCUAACCACAUUGCAGUGGCAAGGAGAGCCCUGAGUAAACCUCCCUUUACCAUCCUCGCUGUAAUGGGCUUGAGCAUCCUCUGGUCAGCUCUGAUCACAGCACUCAUUGGGGUCAGUGAUGACCUGAACAAAGAACUGAACUGCUACUUAGACCCUUUUGAUGCUCCAGCAAAGUACAGCAUUGUCAAGUUUGUCUUUGGAUUUCUCAUACCAACACUCAUCAUUCUGGGUUCCAUCCUGCAUUUCCUGAUUCAUUCCACGUGCAUGCAGAGUUCAAACAACUUGCAAGCCUGCAGGGAGUCUUUCUAUCCACACCGAAUUUUCCUGGCACUGGUCACAGUGACUUUUAUUUGCCGCCUUGUUUACAAUGUUCUGCUUCUCCUCCGACGAGAGGCAGUCGACGACUACAGCCAUCGUGAAAAGGAGCUGAUAGUGAUAAUUGGAGAGUUGACCAUGUUUGUUGGGAGCUGCCUAUGCCUUGUGUCCAUUGUUGCUUUAGAUGAGAAAAUGAAACAUGCUGUCAGGGAAACCUCAAGUUGCUUUACCAAGCCCUGCUGAGCAUACAACUCCAGUAGAAACUAAAAUAACAUGAUACCCACUAUUGAGAUCAAUUAGCAUCAUGAAGACGCAACUUCUCUAUAUUGAAGUCAACAUCCUGUGUGCACAUUAUCUGCUGUGUUUCCUACAUUACAAGAGUAACUGCCCUUCAGAAGUAGCUCAAUAGCUUUAAAGUGCUUCAGGACAUCCUGAAAAAAGGGGCAAGAAAAGUAUUAUAUCAAUGUAAGUCUUUCUUUUGCCUCUAUACCGAGACAGCAGAACAUUCUGUAACAAUCAACUCAACCAAACCAGUGGCAAAUUAUGAUUGAAAAAUCAAAGAAACAGUGGCCAAUGUUAAUGUUUUAUUCUGACCCAAUUAAAAAAAUCUCAGAUGUACUUUGUGGUGAAGCAAGGUUUCAUCCGUUUCCCACUUGCAUGGGGAGGCGGAAGUGGUGAAGAGCGCAGGGCAUUCCCAGGUCCUUUUGGGGAACAGCACUCAGUGAUCAACUCCAACUCACCAAUACUAUUCUGGAAUAAAUCACAGUGAGGUGCACGUUAGCAUCCUUAGGAUGAUCUUCCUUUACCCCGUGGGAAAUGUUAACAGCAGGAGGGAGAUGGGGAUGAAAAAUGUUACUGUGGAUGAUCAGUAGAAAGACAAGUCCCAAACACUGACUGCUAAAAUUGUGGGGAUGGGAGACACAGGGCAACACACUGCACAGAUGCCUCCUAAUGAAUCACAAAACAAUGGCAAAGACCAGUCUCUUCUUUGGAAGCAAGAAAGAACAGCUUUUAUAAGCUGAUUUUCCACUUCAAAACAGAUGCAGUCACUAUUUUAACAUCUUGAACAGAUCAAGUUGCAAUAUGUAGGUUAAAAGUCACAAGUUUACAGAUUCCACAUUGUAUCAACUCCUAAAACUGCAGGAUUGAAUUCUUCUUUUCACACCCUAUUCACGAAGGAGCCAUGGUCGAUGCAAGAUUAGUGCCUCCAGUGUGAGUGGAGUGAAACCACACUCAAUUCUAGCCUUCAAUAAAGCUACAAAACAAGUCCUGCGAAUGGUAAUUUAAUUGUUGGCACUGGAUUAAGAGCUAAAAGUAAUAAGUUGUUAAACAACAUUGCGAGCAGAAAGCAACGCUGCUGCACAUAUUAUUUUUCAUUCUGUGUUCAAGUAAAGCACUGCUGUGAUCUCAAACAAAUAAAAGGAUGGGCUCUGAUGAGAGCUGCUGAUUAAAACUCAUCUCACAACCACAUCUGCUUGUGGAAGAAAAGGAGUCUGCACUUCAGAAGCCCACAAGGAUCUUUCAGCUGGGAAAAGAAACACAAAACUUUGCUGCCUCAACUACCAACAAUUCCAGUUCACCAGCUUGCUCAAUCUUUGAGAACCACAGCCAUCCAGUGUGAUGAACUGUGCUGCCGAGGCUCAUUAUCCAACAGAACCACUGCAGAAGGACUGAGUGGAGAGAUGAACACUGAUGGUCAUAAACUGCCUCUCUCUUACUCUUUCACUGGAUGGGGAGUUGUUGGAAACAUGGGCAUUAGCCGUGCUUGAGAAAGUAGUGGUGUGAUGGAUUCAUAACCCACUGCAGACUGUGUGGAGACUGCAGCCUCUGUGGUGAAGAUACUUCUCCGUGCUAUCAGGCAGGGAGUUACAGGACUUUUUCUUGGCAACAAUAAAGGGAUGGCAAUUUAUUUCCAAAGCAGCAUGGUAUGUGAAUAGUGGGCAUUGCUACCCUGUCCUUCCAAAGAUUGAGUGCUUAAAAUGUGCUGUUACGGAAAUCUUGGCAAGUAACUGUGAUGUGUUUUGUAAGUGACACACAUUGUAGCCACAGUGUACCAAUGGUGAAAUUUUAAGGUGGUGGAUAGAAUCCAACCAAGUAGGCUGCUUUGUUCCUGGUCGGUGUCGAGCUUCUUGAUCAUCAGUUCAAAACCUUUUAAUUGUAAGUGAAUGCAGUAAACACAUUAGCUAAGCCUACAAUAGUUAAUGCCACUGAAUCAGAAGAAGAUUAUUCAAAAAGCUGUAAAGGGGAUAGAUAUAAUACAGGAAUUGUUAGAUGAACAAAAGUCAAAGUCUUUCAAUUUCUCCACUUGCUGAUUGGCAGUUACAAGAUAUAUUGUUAGCAAUCCCUCAUUUGCUAUUCAGUCCAUAACAGACCCACACAAAACCUCAGGAAACCCCGGUGGAGAGAACCUUUGGGAACCUGCAGUCUAAAGCCAUCUGUUCCUCUUAAGCCAGCUACACGAACCAUAAGGUAUUAUUCAAAUUACUCAGCUACUGGACAUUGAAAUAUCAUCAGCAAACCCAAUGCUGCAAUAUUAUAUCAUUUGUACUUUUUGUUACAAUGUAUGUUAAAUCAAGAGUGGAAAUGAAACAGGGAUGUCCAAUUAUGAAGCAGAUAUGACAUAUGUAACCCAAUCGACUCAGGAAGGCCACUCCACAUGCAAUUAUUUGGCUCAUGAUUGUUAUUGAAUUACUUUGAAUAGAAUGUUGUAAGACAAUUUUGAUAUAUGUAUGACAGCUUUUCUGAAAGUGCUCUUGUAAACGAUGAAAAAUAACAGCAUUGGACUGAACAGCAAGACCAGCUUUAUGUUUAUGCAUAUUCUCUAGGUUAUUUUUACUCUCUGACUAAUUGCUGCCUAUGAUAAAAGGUCUUUUAAAUUUUUUCCUCUAGCAUAUUCACCUAUCUUGAAUUAAAUAAA
Pristis pectinata (smalltooth sawfish) is the source of this 3816-nucleotide messenger RNA. RefSeq names its product nociceptin receptor-like. The record is from RefSeq and is a predicted model, not a curated record. NCBI's taxonomy places the organism in Eukaryota, Metazoa, Chordata, Chondrichthyes, Rhinopristiformes, Pristidae. The coding region runs from base 165 to 1142 and encodes 325 amino acids. The transcript has 2 exons.